CUGUGUUCAGUAACAUCGAUGUGAUUUUUAAAAAAGCUUUAAAUUACUUCCUGUUAACUUCCCUUCUGUUGUGUUGGUCCCACAGAUGUGUACUCCCAGAAACACUCCCGCCACACCGCCCAACUUCCCCGACGCCAUCACCAUGUUCUCCAAGCUGCGGGCGUCCGAGUGCGGUUCCAGCGCCGGCAGCGGCCCCUCACAGGCAUCCAUGGCCUGCUCCCCCCCUGCCCCCUCCUCCACGUCGGGUUUCGGCUCCUUCUGGGCCUCCUCGCCGCCCAGCCACCAGCCGGCCUGGCUUCCCCCGUCGUCGCCCACCGGCCACCACAUGCACCACCACUACCACCACCACAUGCAACAGACUCCCAUGUGGCCCCCAGUCUCUCAGCAGAGCGGCUCCCAGCAGCCCCCCGUUGUAUCGGCGCUCCACGGCCAGAGAUGAGAUGAGGCGGCGAGGGAGGCCGGUUCGAGUGUAGCCAAAUG
This is a messenger RNA of Plectropomus leopardus (leopard coralgrouper), 480 nucleotides long. The record is from RefSeq and is a predicted model, not a curated record. Lineage: Eukaryota; Metazoa; Chordata; Actinopteri; Perciformes; Serranidae.